Messenger RNA from Staurois parvus, 540 nucleotides. The record is from the annotation of a GenBank genome assembly. Lineage: Eukaryota; Metazoa; Chordata; Amphibia; Anura; Ranidae.
AUUAUUCAUCAUAUAAAUUCUUUAUUGCCCUUUGAUAUUGCUGUUAAAAAUAUUCUCCCUGUGAUCAAUAAUGCACAUGCACGUUUUGAUGCAAGAAAUCGCAGUUAUGAAUAUAUCAUUCACCAACAUAAAAAUCCUUUAUUAUUCCAGCGCUCCUAUUAUUUUCCUUAUCUUAUUGAUUGGGAUAUCUUACAGAAAACAGCAAGGUAUAUUUUAGCACAAACAGAAUUUAUAGGAUUUUCUAAAUUACAUACACAGGUCAACAAUUUUCAUUGUCAAAUAUUAAAAAGCCAAUGGUCUUAUGAUAAAGAACAACAAGUAUUCAAAUAUGACAUUGUUGCUAAUCGUUUUUUGCGAGGUAUGGUGAAAGCCUUGGUUGCUACACAAUUGGAAGUAGCCUCGCACAAAUUAUCCAUGCAAGCAUUAGAAGCAUUAUUUCAAAAUCCACUGCCUGCAAAAGGCAAGUUUAAUGCCCCUUCCUAUGGUUUAUAUUUGACAAAUAUUACUUAUCCAAAAGAGAUUUUUACUUCUAUGGCAUAA